CGUGCAAAGGCUUAACCAAUGGUUUCAGCCUCGCGUCUUUAUUUGCCUCCCAUAGUCUUAUCUUCUCGCUAAUUAAUGAACCACACGACCCGUUUAUGUGAUUUACAUCACCGACCUCAACGUAGAUUCCAUAGUUCAUAUGCAUAGCCAAAGGCGUGGAUCUUUAGAUAGAACAGAGCAGGGAUAUAUAGAAACUCAUCAGAGCUUUGGAAUGGCGCUGCUCUUCCUUUUGUUCACUCUUUUACAGGUUUUCUCACAGUCACAGUUCACCGUGGCUCAUUCAUUGGUUAAGUUCCUUCCUGGAUUUGAGGGGACUCUCCCUUUUGAACUUGAAACAGGGUAUGUUGGCGUCGGUGAAUCGGAGGCCGUGCAGCUCUUCUAUUACUUUAUACAGUCGGAGAGAAAUCCUGAAGAGGACCCUCUCCUGCUUUGGUUGACUGGUGGCCCUGGCUGCUCUUCCUUUUCUGCUCUUUUUUAUGAAAUUGGUCCAUUGAAUUUCAAGGUCGAUGUGGAGUAUAAUGGAAGUUUGCCUACAGUGCUCUUGAAUCCAUACUCAUGGACAAAGACAUCCAGCAUCAUAUUUGUAGAUUCACCAGUUGGCACUGGAUUCUCCUACGCAAGAAACAAUCUUGCUAAACAGACAGGUGACUUCAAACAAGUGCACCAGCUCCACCAAUUUCUCAGGAAGUGGUUGAUGGAUCAUCCAAAUUUCCUCUCAAGUCCAGUCUAUAUUGGUGGGGAUUCGUACUCUGGCCUUAUACUCCCAAUACUUGUUCAAGAGAUCUCAUAUGGAAAUGAAGAAGGGAUCAAACCAUUAAUUGAUCUCCAGGGUUUUAUACUCGGGAACCCCAUGACAGUUAUUAGUCUUGAAGCCAACCUCCAGAUUCCAUAUGUUCAUGGAAUGGCACUAAUUUCUGAUGAACUCUAUGAGUCAUUGAAGAGAAAUUGUGAGGGGGAGUAUCAUAAUAUAGACCCCAGCAAUGAGGAGUGUCAGAAAGAUCUUCAAUAUUAUGACAAGUGUGUUUCAAGACUUCAAAUAGGACAAAUUCUAGAGCACAGGUGCGCUGAGGCUUCCCCCACGCCACAAGAGAUGUUGGCUAGAAGGCGGUAUCUUGAUGAACACCAUCAAGAAUUCCUUGAUCCUUUCCCACCUCCUACAGUUGGUUGUCGGACUUAUUCAUAUUUGCUCUCUGACUAUUGGGUUAACGAUGAUGAUGUCCAGAAAGCACUCCACAUUAGAAAGGGAAACAUAGGAGAAUGGCAGAGAUGCAGCUAUUCUAUACCUUACACAAAAGAGAUUCAAAGCAGUUUUCAGUAUCAUGUAAGCCUCAGUGCCAGAGCCUACCGCUGUUUAGUAUACAGUGGCGAUCAUGAUAUGAUCGUUCCCUUCUUGGCAACUCAAGCAUGGAUAAGAGCUCUGAACUAUCCCAUUGUUGAUGAUUGGCGGCCAUGGAUGGUACAAGGCCAAGUUGCAGGAUACACGAGGACUUAUUCCAAUCGGAUGACAUUUGCCACUAUUAAGGGAGGAGGGCAUACAGCUGAGUACACCCCGAAAGAAUGUUUUGCUAUGUAUAAAAGGUGGAUAAAUGGAGAGCCUUUGUGACAUAAAUCAUCAACUCCAACUUCAAAGCUGUGAAGUAAAACGUGGUUCAGCUAAGUUUGGAUUGAUUGAUAGGAACUCAGAUGGUAGCAAGAACUGUUCAAAUAUUAUUCCAUAUGGCAUUUUCAUGGCCAAAAGGAAAUUGUUAGAUAUUUGAACCAUUAUUCUCCAAACAGACGGUUGAAACAAAACGAGUAAAACUAUGGAGAAUGUAAAUCCUAAGCCAUCUGGAGCAUAGUAAUAUAGACUGUAAUUAUUCUUUACAUUUUCA
Durio zibethinus is the source of this 1871-nucleotide messenger RNA. Its product is annotated as serine carboxypeptidase-like 7. Lineage: Eukaryota; Viridiplantae; Streptophyta; Magnoliopsida; Malvales; Malvaceae. The record is from RefSeq and is a predicted model, not a curated record. Gene Ontology annotation, molecular function: serine-type carboxypeptidase activity; acyltransferase activity, transferring groups other than amino-acyl groups. Gene Ontology annotation, biological process: proteolysis; secondary metabolic process.